AGGAUGGAUGACGAGAAUACCGUCAGAGUUGACCCAGUCAAAGCUGGGCCACGAUCUGAUCAGGAACUCAUGGCUCAUCUAGCAGCUCAGGUGGGCGAUGGUCGACUUUUCAAGAUGGACGUCGACUAUACCAGUCAGGUUGAUGAGGCCAUUCCAAAGGCAGACGCCAUCGCUGCGGUAAAGUCGCUGGAUUCACUAACUAAUCUCGAGAAAUUGUCACGUCUUGGUUCGGAUAUGAAAAGCAACACAAGAAUUGUUCAGCACAUGGUGAAGUUGUGUUUUGAUGGAAAAAAGUGGGAUCUCCUUAAUGAUACUAUUCUUACACUGUCAAAGAAAAGACUGAUUAUAAAAAUGGCCAUAGCGAAAAUGAUCCGAGACGCCUGUGAAAUGGUGAAGAAGAUGCCAAAUGAGGAGUUGAAAAUGAAGCUUGUUGAUACUCUUCGUACUGUUACCGCUGGAAAGAUUUACGUUGAAGUCGAACGUGCUCGUCUUACUUCUUUAGUGGUCAAGAAGCUUGAAAGCGAAGGUAAAAUUGAAGAAGCAACAAACCUUAUUUUGGAGUUGCAAGUCGAGACGUAUGGUUCUAUGGAGAUCAAAGAGAAGGUGGAGUUUCUGCUAGAACAAAUGCGAUUGUCCUUAGCACGUGGCGAUUAUAUAAGAGCUGCAAUCAUCUCAAACAAAAUCAGCACAAAGUUCUUCAGUAGUGACAAAGAUGAGGUUAUUCAAGAUCUGAAGAUACGCUUCUAUAAUCUAAUGAUAUCCAUUGGAUUACAUGAUUCGAAGUAUUUGGAUGUAUGCAGACAUUACAGGGCAUUAUUUGAUACACCUAAGAUUGCGGCAGACACUGAAAAAGCUCGAAUGGUACUGAAGUGUGCUGUUAUAUAUUGUCUUCUGGCCCCACACACAAAUGAACAAUGGGACUUACUUAAUCGCACUGCCUUGUUAAGGGAAUUGGAACUUGUCCCUGACUAUAAGGCAUUGAUGGACUUGUUCAUCAACCAGGAAUUAAUUUCAUGGAAGAACAUCAUCAUUAGAGUGUAUGAGAAGACCUUGAAAAAGUCAUCAAAUGGGACGGUUUUUGAUGGCAAAGAAGGUGAGAAACGAUGGAAGGAUUUGCACAUGAGAGUCGGUGAACACAAUAUGCGUGUGGUUUCAAAAUACUACACACAGAUCACAUUUGAUCGAUUGUCAGAAUUGCUUGACUUCCCUCUUAACGACAUGGAGUCAUUCUUAUGUAACUUGAUCGUCACUGGUGCUGUUUGUGACACUAAAAUCCAUCGUCCAUCACGAGUAGUAAAUUUGAGAGCUCGUAAAGCCAAUAUGGAACAACUGGACCAAUGGGCAAGCAAUGUGAAGAAGCUGACGGAAACUCUGAACAAGGCAGGUUUUGUAUGUGCUCGCCCAAAAUCAAUCUGUGGUCUUUUUCUGGAUUUGUUACUUUUGUGA
Messenger RNA from Angiostrongylus costaricensis, 1446 nucleotides. The record is from the annotation of a GenBank genome assembly. NCBI's taxonomy places the organism in Eukaryota, Metazoa, Nematoda, Chromadorea, Rhabditida, Metastrongylidae.